AUGGGCCGAACAUGGUCAUCUACUCGCCAAAGGCUCUUGAGCUCCAAUGCUGGCUUGUCACAGGUGGACAAAAUGAAAGCCCGGCUCGGCGAACACACAGCCGUACCACCUACCACAAAUACGGUCAUUUGUGCCAUUCUCUGGACAGCACUGACUCGAGCACGCCAACGUCGACGUCCAGAAGCCUUCUCGCAACCUCAGCAGAGUCGUCUUGGCAUGCCAUCGGAUGCUCGACGAAGGGUCCAUCCAGACUUUUCUCCAGAUGAAGAUCCAUAUUUCGGAAACUUUUACACCUACACCGCUACCGCAUUACCUACCACUGCGUUGAUCACGGCCGACGACACAUCUAUGUAUCGCUUGGCCCAUGUCUGUGACGCCAUCGCAUCUACACUAUCUCCAGACAAGCUGAACUCGAGGAAUGUGGCGGAAAUCUAUACGCUUGCAACACGAUCGGAAAGCUCUCCAGCGUUGUUUCCGGCAUGGUCGAUCACAAGUGGGAGGGAUCUAGGCAUGACCAGCUGGGCGGGAUUCGGGCUGUACGAGAUGUCCUUCGGAAAUGUUUUGGGUCAACCUACCUUCGUCCGGCCGCCAUUCAUGCAAAUCGAUAGUGCUGCGAUCGUACUCCCACGCAAACGCGGAGGCUUUGAUGAAGAGCAAAGAGACAUCAUCGAGAUUAUGGUCAUGUUGCAUAAAGAUGAUACCAAGGCUCUCCAGGACGAGCGACUGUGGAAGCUACUCGUCGUGCCUCCAGUGGCGCAAGGCAUCAAAGCGCGACGGCCCCCCAUACCGUUCACGCCGCAAGCAGACCAUUUCGCACCAGUAUAUAGCUCAGGAGACGGUCAGAAUCGGCGAGUCGUUCAGAUGGUCGAAUAUUGA
Molecule: messenger RNA, 876 nt
Organism: Recurvomyces mirabilis
Lineage: Eukaryota; Fungi; Ascomycota; Dothideomycetes; Mycosphaerellales; Teratosphaeriaceae
Exons: 2
Coding region: 1-876 (291 amino acids)
Molecular function (GO): acyltransferase activity, transferring groups other than amino-acyl groups
Source: RefSeq, a predicted model, not a curated record